Rotaria socialis is the source of this 427-nucleotide messenger RNA. The record is from the annotation of a GenBank genome assembly. NCBI's taxonomy places the organism in Eukaryota, Metazoa, Rotifera, Eurotatoria, Philodinida, Philodinidae.
UUACUGAUGAGAGUGAUCCACAACUGGCUGGUCUUACCAAUCGCAUCAAAGAUGAGAUCGACGGUAAAGGAUGGUAUCGAAUCGGCAAAUUAAUGCUCAAAGUGGGUCAUUUCGAUCAAGCUGAGGAACUCUACAAUGAACUACUUAAGAAUGCUUCUGAUGGCAGCGAGAGAGCACAUAUCUAUCACAUGCUUGGAAUGAUGAAUUAUCAUCUAGGCGAAUACCAACAAGCAGUUACUUUCUACGAAAAAUCACUCGAAAUCUACCGAAAAAAGCUUCCAGAAGAUGAUGCCUCAUUAGCGCCUACUUAUGGUAACAUCGGUGGAGUGUAUGACAACAUGGGUGAAUACUCGAAAGCACUGGAAUAUUACGGAAAAUCACUCAAAAUAAGAGAAAACGUUCUGCCUCCGACUCAUCCGGAUUUGGC